Molecule: messenger RNA, 2456 nt
Organism: Hyposmocoma kahamanoa
Lineage: Eukaryota; Metazoa; Arthropoda; Insecta; Lepidoptera; Cosmopterigidae
Gene: mirr
Product: homeobox protein caupolican
Exons: 5
Coding region: 288-1577 (429 amino acids)
Biological process (GO): cell development; neuron differentiation; regulation of transcription by RNA polymerase II
Cellular component (GO): nucleus
Molecular function (GO): RNA polymerase II cis-regulatory region sequence-specific DNA binding; DNA-binding transcription factor activity, RNA polymerase II-specific
Source: RefSeq, a predicted model, not a curated record
UGCCGCCGCGCGCGCGACCACGCGCUCGCUGCACCACGCGGCUCGCUCUGCUCCUGGACGCUUCGUUGGCAUUUUGAGUCUGCACCGCAAUCGAUAUUUGCACCCACGGCCGGCCGCCGUCGCGGGUGCACCCUGUAUUCUCCCGCUUGCUGCCUCCGACUUGCUCCAGGGAUGUAGUGCCGGCUCGCGACAACAUGCAACUGUGAAGUGAGUGCGGGCAGUGACACGGACGGACUCUCAAAGUCGGUGAUCUUUUACUAGCUAAAGAUAAACUUAAAUAGUGAAAAAUGACAUCCCAGUUCGCCUUCCGAGGCUCUCCUCCGAAUCAGAGCACCAUAUCGACAGCCUCCAACAGUCCGCCGCCGGCGCAGGCGGGAAUGAGCGGUGGGGCGGGCGUAGCGAGCGGCGCAGCCAGAUCGAGCUCGCCAGCAGCCGCAGCGCCACGCUGCUGCGACACCGGCCGCCCCAUAUUCCAUGACCCUAUCACAGGGCAGACAGUAUGCUCGUGUCAAUACGAGUUUCUCAACUACCAGAGGCUCGCGUCAGGCGUGCCCCUGUCCAUGUACAGCGCACCGUACUCGGACGCAGCUGCAGCCACUGCGGCGGGAAUGGCUGCUUACUUUCCAGCACUCGCGGCAGAUCAACCUCCUUUCUAUCCAAAUGCUGCUGCAGGAAUCGACUUGAAAGAAAAUUUAGCAGCUAGCGCAGCGAGUUGGCCUUAUCCUACGGUCUACCACCCAUACGACGCCGCUUUCGCUGGCUACCCUUUUAAUGGAUAUGGAAUGGAUCUCAAUGGGGCGAGAAGAAAAAAUGCAACUCGGGAAACCACAAGUACUCUCAAGGCGUGGCUGAAUGAACACAAGAAAAAUCCAUAUCCAACUAAGGGUGAAAAGAUUAUGCUUGCGAUUAUCACCAAGAUGACGCUGACGCAAGUGUCAACGUGGUUCGCGAACGCUCGCCGCCGUCUCAAGAAAGAAAAUAAGAUGACUUGGGAACCUAGAAACAGGGUCGACGACGAUGACAAUAACAAUGAUGACGACGACCACAAAAGCAACGACGGCAAAGACGCUCUUGAUGGUAAAGACUCCGGUACGGGUUCGAGUGAAGAUGGUGACCGACCUCAACAAAGAUUAGAUUUGCUAGGUCAACGGACGGAGUCGGAAUGGUCAGAGUCACGAGCUGACAGCGGACCUGAAUCACCCGAACCUUACGAAAGACCAUUACACCCCGCGUAUCAACACCUCCCACCACGUGCUCCUCCUGGCAGUACGCCAGCUUCAGCAAAACCUAGAAUAUGGUCGUUGGCAGACAUGGCAAGUAAGGAAGGUGAAUCACCUGCGCCACCUUCGUCAGCUUCUGCAUUUUAUCAAUCUGCAGCAGCGCGGCUUGUAAAUCCUUACGGACGACCGGAACUAUACAGAGGUCUCUAUCCUCCAACCCACCCAGCCGAUGUAGCACUCCUGGAGUAUUCUCGCUCUUUAGCGUUAGCAGCACCAGCAUCGGCGCCACCCGCCCCUUCUCCAUCCUCAUCUUCCACAUCAUCGCUGGCUGAGCAACCGCCUCCUCCCCGCGCCUGACCGCCAGCCCCCCGCCCACCGUUGACGCACCGACAAUAACCGCGAUUUCACUCCACGUGUGCCGCGAGGGCCUUCUGACUUGUAAAUAUCGAUUUUAGCUUAAUUAUAAAUAUGUAUACAUACGUAUGUACGUGAUAAUAUAAAUAUUAUGCACCGGUAGAGAAGCUUAGACUUGUGAUAGCGGACUUAUGCAGGCGGCGUUGUGCCCGCCGCAACCGUGAGGUUGACAACUCGCAAACGACGUCGGCGCUGCGCUCGCGCCGACCGACCGACAAUACUAGGUGCUAAUUCAAGUUGGACCUUGCGACAUAUUGCUCUAAUUAAUAUUGGAAACAGUUAAACAAAAUGAGUUCAUUCUAAAAUUGAUUUUAUGAAUAAUUGUUUUGUUUCCGUUAGUAAACGCAUUUUUACAAAUUAAAAUAUUAUUUUGUAGCGAGUACAUCAUUAUUUUCAAAAUAUUCUUCCUAAACUUAGAGCAUAAUUACGUCCAGUUUUGUCUCUUGUUUGAUAGUUUCUUAUUAUUAUCUAACAAAAUCCUAAUAUUUAUUGAUACGAGGUCAGUGUAGUUAACGUAGUAACUAUUAAUCGUAAGUUUUUUUAAUUUUCAAGAUACCAAUACAAUAUUUGUUGAGGUUUUUUGAUACAUCUGUUUAUUUCUAGUCAAAGGACUACGAUUGUCUGUGUUAAACAUUAAACAGCAAAAUUGAUUUCGUUUGUUAGAGAAAUUAUUCCAAUACGACUUUCAGUAUAAAAUAAAAUUAUAUUAGUGAAAGACAUAUUCUAUAACAUACAUAAUGAUAACAAACAAACUCAUUGUUAAAUUACGUGAAGUUUAAGGAUAAUUAUAAAAAAUUUUCUGCGCAAUCGACUUCUCUUAUA